Emiliania huxleyi CCMP1516 is the source of this 963-nucleotide messenger RNA. RefSeq lists its product as hypothetical. NCBI's taxonomy places the organism in Eukaryota, Haptophyta, Isochrysidales, Noelaerhabdaceae. The transcript has 3 exons. The annotation marks the transcript as partial. Gene Ontology annotation, molecular function: protein binding. The record is from RefSeq and is a predicted model, not a curated record.
AUGAAAGAGCUCUUCUGGGCGGCGCGGCACGGCAGGGUGGCCGAGAUUGGCGAGGCUCUCGCCGCCGGCGCCGACAUCGACUGGCGUCACCCGGUCGAUGGCCGCACUCCGCUCGGCGCCGCCGCAGCCUUUGACCAGCUCGAGGCGCUCGAGGCACUCCUCGCCGGCGGCGCGGCGUUGGAGGCGCGCGAGUCCGAGACGGGACUGACGCCGCUCGGGGUUGCGGUCCUCGAGGGAUCGGCGCGCUGCCUCGGCGCGCUGCUGCGAGCUGGCGCCGAUGUCGACGCGACGGAUGCCGACGGGUGGACGCCACUGAUGCACGCGGCGGCGCGGAACCAGCUGUUCGAGGCGCAGAGCCUCAAGGCUGCGGGCGCCUCGCUCGGGGCCAACGUGGACGGUGUCGGCGCGCGGGAGCUCGCCGCCUCCGAGGGCCACGACGCAGUGCUUGCGCUCCUCAGCCAGGCGCAGCCGCCAUCCGCCGCCAAGCUCGAGUCCAGCGGGCCCGCCGCGGCGGCCACGACGCCGCAGCUCACCGACAGCGGCGCGGCUGUGAUGGCUUCGGCGCCCAUCGCCGCACUUUUGCAGGAGGGUGUGGUGGGCGAUGCGGCCUUAGCCGCUUCUGCGGCCGUCGCCGGCGCCGCCAUGAGCGGCGGCGACGGCGGCACUUGCGCGUCGACGGCCGAAGGCGCGGCGGCCAACGGCGCGUCCACAUGCGUCGACGCCGGCGCGGCUGGCGGCGAGCGCGGCGUGAAGCGGGCGCGGUGUGCGGCGCCGGUGAGCGGGCAGGCGGCGGCCAUGGCGGUGGAGGUUCUACAGGACGGGGACGACAUCGUCGUGCAGCUGCACAGCAACGACAUCGCGCGCUUGUCGAUCAGCAUUGCCGCAAACGGCGAGUGGCAGGCGCAGCGACUGCCCCCCCUCUGGCCCUCCCCUCCACCCUCCCCUGACGCCCCCUCGCUGCGG